Malus domestica (apple) is the source of this 1113-nucleotide messenger RNA. RefSeq names its product classical arabinogalactan protein 9. Lineage: Eukaryota; Viridiplantae; Streptophyta; Magnoliopsida; Rosales; Rosaceae. The record is from RefSeq and is a predicted model, not a curated record. Gene Ontology annotation, cellular component: plasma membrane.
UAACCAGUCCCAAUUGCUCUCUCUCUCCCACUCUAAACCCAAAACUCCAUAAGUCGACCGAGUCGACUUACUCAUUCAUUCUCUCUCUCUCGCUCUCUGUUAAUCACACAGAGAGAUCAGACAUGGAUCGCAAGACUUUGUUCUUCCUAGGCUUUGUCUGCAUUGUCUUCGCCGGUGUCGGGGGCCAAUCUCCCCCCGCCAACCCACCCACCACUAGCACUCCUGCUCCCCCUGCCACACCCACAACUCCACCAUCCAACAACCAGCCACCACCCUCUCCCCCCGCCAGCACUCCACCUCCCGCAUCCACCCCUCCUCCCACGUCAGCUCCUCCUCCCGUUGCCACAGCACCGCCCCCAGUUACCACGUCUCCGCCUCCAUCAACUCCUCCCCCUGUCUCAGCUCCCCCGCCGGCCACCCCACCUCCAGUCAACGCUCCUCCACCCGCAACUCCACCUCCAGCUACUCCUCCACCCGCUACUCCACCACCGGCCACACCACCACCAGCCACUCCGCCACCCGCCACUCCACCACCAGCAACACCACCACCGGCCCCUCUUGCGUCUCCGCCAGCUCAGGUACCAGCUCCAGCACCCACCGUGAAAUCUCCAGCUUUGGCGCCUUCUCCCCUCGCACUGGCCCCCGGCCCACCCGCACCUCCAGUCGGAGCUCCAGCGCCGGCCCUCGAUUCCGGCGCUCCGGGACCGUCAUCUUCAGUUGAUCAGAGUGGAGCAGAGAAGAUGUGGUCGAUGCAGAAGAUGGUAGGAAGCUUGGUGUUUGGGUGGGCUGUCCUCAGCUUGAUGCUUUAGAUGAGGAGACGAUCACUCUCUCUGCCCGCAGGCCUUCAAGUUAUAUUCUUUUUGUAUUUCAUCUCCUCUACCAUAUCUUAAUUUGGUUAUUUCUUCUUCUUCUGAUAUUAUUAAUAUGUUAGCCCAUGUUUGAAUGGGACUUGAUCACCACUUGUAUUUGAAUUUUGAGCUACAUAUACGCUACGAUUCUGUUGAAUUCUUUGGGACAUUUUUAGGGGAGCUUUGUAUCGAUGUCACUAUUGAGAGGGAACUUGUUUUAAUUUGUAUUGGACCUUAUAUAUAUACCUAUAUUCUUUUUUCAGUG